This is a messenger RNA of Ruditapes philippinarum (Manila clam), 1821 nucleotides long. RefSeq lists its product as uncharacterized. Bases 210 to 1679 code for a protein of 489 amino acids. NCBI's taxonomy places the organism in Eukaryota, Metazoa, Mollusca, Bivalvia, Venerida, Veneridae. The record is from RefSeq and is a predicted model, not a curated record. The transcript is spliced from 2 exons.
UGCGACCUACUUUUGACUCGCUUGUUUUGGUUAGUGAGUGUUUUCCCAACCUCACUUUCAGAUAACCAAUCAAGUACGCACUUCCGUAUAGACCACGUGACCUCGCUUUCGAUCUUGGCGACCGUACAAAUCGGACGUGUUUUUACAUAGCUCCAGUAAGACUCGUAUUUUAUUUUAUUUGUUUGAAAUUAUUAUUUUUUGACAAUACUAUGUCGGAAGAACAAAUCCGUCGCUCCAAAGAGCAAGAAGACGGAGAAAUAUUGGAUUAUGAAUCCACGCCUUCGCGUGAAGCGCAAUUAGAAGGCGAGGGAGAUUCUGUGCAGUUUCAAGGGAAAACCCCGACUAAGAAACGUUCAAAUUCUCGAAGCAAAGAUUCGGGAAAAACUAAAUAUCAGAUGCUGGAAGAAAAAUUUGAUUCGAAAAUUCAGUGUAUGGACAGUAAGUUAGACCGUCUCUUUAGUAUUUUAUCUUCCAAACAUUCUCCCGGAAAUCCAUAUUCUGAUUCUGAUAGUACAGAUGACGAUAUUUCGGAUAGAAGAAAUUCGGAUAAGAAUUCAGGUUUACCAAAACGUGAUGACAUCAUUACAAUUCCAUCAAAUACGGAUGUUGAUAAUUAUUUGAAUGACAUUGAUCCAGAAGCUUCUAAUUCUGAAUUACAGAAGUCGUGUGAUAAAAAUGAUUCAAAUUCAACGUUGUCUGAAAAAACAAAAAGUUGUCUUGUUGAAUUAUUUGGAGAAGACGCUCUUUUACCAAGUAAAGAACCGGAAGAGAAUGGUAUAUUACUUGAUGAUGCUCAGAAAUCUGUAAUUUCAAACAGUUAUAGGACUAAGAAUCCACAACAUUUGUCAGCCUAUAAUGAAAAUCUACUUGAUGAAUUUCCAGUUAGCAAAGAAACAGAAAAAUUUCUUCAAGUACCUCAAAUUGAUCCAUUAUUUGAAUCUUUACUUAUAAGAAAACAUGGUGAAAAAGCAUCCUUCGCAAAUUCUAAACCCAAAGGGAUGACAAGUUUAUAUUCUCAACCUUGCAAGAGUGUAGAAAGAAUUGCCUACAAAGGCUCCCAUGCAGCUCGCAUAGGAAUGAUAACUCAGGCCUAUGUUCAACAAGGACUAGGGAAUUUAUUACAGGUACUUCUCACAGGUAAUUUUGAUUCUGAAGAUCUAGUUAAACAAGUGAGAAAUAUUUUUGCUAUCACUACCAGAAGUAUGGAUCAGUUUGGCCGGACAGGAGCCUUUUUCCACAUAAUUAGAAGAUCUUUAGCUAUGUCUGACACAUCUCUCUUUGAAUUACAUGAUCAUGGGAAAUUCUCAAGUUUACCACUAUCAGGUGAAGGGCUUUUUGGUCCAGAUUUUGAAACUUUGUUAAAGCAACGCAAAGAAAGAAAAAAGCAAAUAGAUGAACUUUUGCCAGAUUUUCGCAAAAAAGAUACAGUGUAUAAACGCAAAUUGAAUUCAAAUUCAAAGGCUAAUGAACCACCUGCAAAAAAGCCAUUAUAUGACAGACAGCGCACUGUAACUUCCUCCAAUAGUUCAGAUACUUUUCGUAUUCCAAAAGUCACAGUAUCUGCAGUCAACUCCUCCAGUAAAUAUCAGGGAGACAGGGCAUUCAGCUAUGGUAAAUCAAACCGUCCCGAUACCUCCAAAUCUGUUGGCAGAGGACGUGGACGAUCAGAUAGAAAAUGACUCGGCACUAACAGAGACUCCUUUUGAACCGUUGAGAAAAGCGUCCCUGAAGCAUCUUACAUGGAAAACAAGCUUCCUUAUUGCUGUAACAUCUUUCAGACGAUGUAGUGAUUUGCAGAAUCUCAAGCUUGGUGAGGGAAAU